Messenger RNA from Seminavis robusta, 1344 nucleotides. Lineage: Eukaryota; Bacillariophyta; Bacillariophyceae; Naviculales; Naviculaceae. The record is from the annotation of a GenBank genome assembly.
AUGAAAGCUGGGUACCGUUAUUGGAUCAAGUUCCUUGGAGUCUGUUGUCUCUUUCUGCCAAUCCGGCCGUCCUGUGGUUUGUUCUUCCGUGCAUCACCCCCUGAUCACGAUAGCGAUGUUACCAACAACAAGGACACUCCUUCACCACCAUACAAAUUGGGGGAUCCCUUUACCAUCAUCUUCUUCAGUGACUUGGAAACCCAUUUUCGAGGACACGACAUUUAUCGUUCCCGCUACGUGGUUCGGUACAUUCGAGACUUGAGACACGUCAACCUCACGUACGAUGGCAAUUAUAGCCACGUUGCGGUGGAUCCGCAAUUGGUGAUUCACGGUGGUGAUGUGGGUCACCUAUGGAACUGUUUUGGGGCCACGCUGUGGGAAUUCUACCUCCGAGGGGCAGUGUUGAAUGACUACGAUGCACACAAUUUCAACAAUUGGCAAUGCCAAACUCCCCUCGAUGAAAUUCGCAGCCUGUGGGACAUCUUCUACCAGGCCGACAUGCCUUUUGUGUCCAAUUUUGGCAAUCACGAUUGGUAUCCAGCUCACGGCACCGGCAAUCCGUGGGUGAGACCCGCCGGACAGCGCGAUGCCGUUGCCGAUCGCAUCAAUCGACAAUCCUCCGAGUUUGUGCGAGAAACAUAUCGUCAGUCGGAACGGUUGGGGCUAGAAGUACACGAUGAAAUCUUGCCGACAGCGCAAUACGGGCAAUCCAUGUUUCACAGUGUCUUUCGAGGUGUCCGGUUGGUCAGUUUCAAUGCGGCAUUCAACUGGGAGUCCUACGAUGAUCAUGGGACCUACAAUGCCACCCAACAGUUGGAACGAUUGCAAGCCAGUUUAGUGUCGCGCGGAAACCACAAUGCGACAAUAUUCUAUAGUCACUUUCCCUUGAGCAAACACCGGCUGCGAAACCAGGCACCCUCGGUGGAUGAAGUCGUGGGACUCAUGGCACAAUUUGCCGACAGUAACGACAUGGUCCAUCAUUUCGCCGGACACUAUCACGCCGAACGCGUGGAAGACUACAACACUACGGUCACCACGGUCACCAGUGCCAACAAUAAUCAAAGCAGAACAGUAACGGUGCGAGACCAUGUCGCGGCUUAUCCACAUCGAGCUGGACAGAGAGAACCAGGGUUUUGGGCCAUUUUGGUGUCGCCAACGGACGGUGUCUUGCAAGUCAAAUCCAUAACCAUUCCGGGACUGCCCAAUGGCAGCCCUUGUACUCCAGCUGCUCACAAGGAGCCAUUGGGUCUGUUGUUUGGUACGACAUACAAGGGAUGCGACACUUGCAAGGCUGGGAAACAUGUCUGGUCUUUUGCCCAUACGUGGUUUGUCUGUGGAGAUUGA